Messenger RNA from Mycena citricolor, 679 nucleotides. The record is from the annotation of a GenBank genome assembly. Lineage: Eukaryota; Fungi; Basidiomycota; Agaricomycetes; Agaricales; Mycenaceae.
AUGUAUGUUCCUUCUGCUCCCUCACACGUCUCGCUCCUCAUGUGUUGCCGACAGCUUGUUGCAAGUAUCAACGCUAAGACAUUCUGCAGCCUUGCUGUAUUCGUCAAUAAGUCCGCGCGCAAGUACAAAGGGAUUGAGUUGACGGAGGAAACAUCAGAUCCGUACAUUAUUCAGGUGGCACUACUGCGCCGCUUUGUAUUUGAUCACCCCACCCUUUCGAAGACACCCAAGGAAAGCGAGGAUGAGGAGGAUCAAGAUUUCGAGGAGAUCGAGGAACGUCCGAAGAAGAGGGGUCGCACAACGAAGGGAGCAGACUUUUGGGGUCAAGUUGAAGAAUGGUUCAAGGCAGAGAUAUCCAAGCGUGGAUCGAGUUUUACCACCCCGGCGUGGAAAGAGUACAUUGAUCAGAUUCUCAAGGACGACCGGGACACGUUCAAGGGCUUGAUCCCAGGAGCCACUGUCCGUGUCAAUAUCCCAAGAUGCGCAGAACAAUCUGGGCGCGAGUGCGAUCUGGGAGCAGGAUCAACACCUUUCACUCCCCAAUCUGAGAUAGACGAUGCCACCUUCUUUUCCAUGCUUGAGAAUGCUAGUGGUGUUCAUGAUCAGGCUGGUAGCAAUAGUUUAUCUCUCUAUAAUGUAUCUUAAUAGAGUAGUCUCAGAGGACAAUUAAAGUGCACGC